AUGUGUUCCCAGCUUUGCAAGCAGCUGGAGCUCCAGGAUCUUGAUCUCCUCUCUUCACUAUCGGAAGACGUGCGACUCGCAUUCGUGAAACUGUACGCUAAGCCAGCGAAAAGGAGACGCGGCAGGGUAUCGGCAUCAAAGGAUGCUGAUACAAGCACCUCUGCUGAUCAUACUGCUAGACCCGUGCCUCCCCGCGAAUUCCAGAUUAAUACGUCCAGAGCACCUGCUCUGAAAGACGCUGUCAAAGCCACCUGCGUCAUUUUCAACGAGCUAAGGAUACUACACGACCCGCUGUUCGCCACCAUAGGCGACCUGCUGUUGGAGCACUCUGAAGACAUAUCAACAGAUGAAGCAGAGCUGCUGUUACGCACGUAUGCAUCGCAGAAUUACAGGGAUCAUGAGAUCGUUAAUGCCCUCGUUCGCAAGGUUGAGGCAGAGCUGGAAAGCAUGGGAAUCGGGACUGUGCUCAGCGUAUAUCGAAGCCUUUCAAAAAUGGAAUUAAUGUCACCAGCGCUGUGCUCAUCCCUGGAACCUCGGCUAUGUCAGCGCAGCGACAAUGGGAACGAGAUAUGCUUCAAAUUCCACGAUGAAAUCGACGUCAACCAACUGGUGAACGUUGGCUACUCCAAGCUUAUACAAGGCAGUGUUGAGCAGGACGCAUUCUGGUUCAUCCGAGGCGUUCUACAGACCGUUGCUGACAAGCUUCCAAGCAGUACCGCCUCCCUAACAGCUAGCAACAAGAGGUAUGAUAGUAAUGGAGUUGUAUUUAACGAGUGCAGGAAGUUGACAACUUUGAUGGCCUUUCUCAAGUGCCUCAGCGAACCGUGCUAUUCGACCCUAGACGAAAAGGAUAUAGAUGCACUGAACGAGGCUAUUUGCGCCGAUGGUGGAUACAAGAAGUUCCGCACAACUAAGUUCGUGGAAAAGGUGUCUGAGCAUUUGACGAAGCUACGAAUACGCCAUGAAACGGGCAUAUAUGCCAACGGCGUGCUGCUGGAUAUAAUGGAGAAGGAUCGCAAUGUUGUCUGGUUGUGCAACUCAUACCACCGCUUCUAUGCAGCCAGCUUCGAUCCCACGGCGGAGAGCAAGGCCAUGGAACGCCUGAUCAGAGCAUUCGGGUUCAAAACUUGCCCGAUUAACUACUACCAGUGGGGCAGACUGAAGGCCAAGAGGACGCGAUUCGCCUACCUGCGCAUGGCCCGUUACUACGCUCUGCACGACCAACGGUGA
Babesia ovata is the source of this 1230-nucleotide messenger RNA. RefSeq lists its product as uncharacterized. The record is from RefSeq and is a predicted model, not a curated record. The transcript is spliced from 7 exons. Lineage: Eukaryota; Apicomplexa; Aconoidasida; Piroplasmida; Babesiidae. Bases 1 to 1230 code for a protein of 409 amino acids.